CAUGAGGACCAGUGCAGAGGAGACACGACUGCUUUAUGGACCUGAGUGCCUCGCCCAGAGCUUUUCCCUUGCCCCAGACAGCUAGCUUGUACUAAGCGAAAUCCUCUCUCUUUCUCUCUUUCUUUCCCGGUGACUAUAAAAGGUCCCUCUUAACAAAGAGUACAUUCACGCAUUUCUACCUCAUGUAUCCAGACCAGGACAAUGGAGGAGGAACUACUGUGUGGCGUGUGUCGUGAAGGAUACAAGGCGGGGAAUAGGGAGCCAGUGGUGCUGCCCUCGUGUGGCCACGCAUUCUGCCGGAACUGUUUGGCCAAACUAGAAAAGGACAGUGCUGAAUUGAUGAGCUGGUUUUCGUGUCCCACCUGCAGAACGCCUCACGAGUACCCGCCUGUGAACUCUCUCCCUCCAAUAUUUGCUCUUCUUCACUUGGCAGAGAGCUGCGGGAAGGCCCAAACUCAGACAGAGGACGAGAGGAAGUGUGAGUCCCAUGGUUCCGCAGUGGAGUUUUGGUGCUCUGAGUGCCGCGUGGUGCUGUGUGGACACUGCCUGUUGGAGGGCCACGUGAAGGAGGGGCAUGACGUGCAGGCGAUGCAAGACUUUGUAAGCAAUCAGCGACGUUACGUACAAAUGACGGGAGCAAGGCUGAAGUGGGAGAUGGACCAAAAACAGCGGAAACUGCUCAGGGAAGUGGCUGGCCUGGUGACGCGUCUAGUCUGUAUCGCCCACCACUCUCAAGUCUUACACGACCUUGGCAACAGACUAGCCAGGAUACAGGAGGAGGCUGCCCAGACCGCCACCAUUGAGGGAAUACUGCUGGCCGCCACGCUGAUGGGAAGCCUGGAGUCUGAGGUGAGAGCCACGCUGUCAAAAGAAGCCUCCCCAACAAAACAAAUGCUUCUCAGAUGUAGAUCCUGUACCGAGGCCACCAAAUCCUCUCCGGCUGCGGACUUUCGACAAAAAUGUGUUUCCGAGUCAGAAUGUGAGGAGGCAGCAGCGAAAACACAGGCCUAUCAGGAGGAUUCCGGAGUUGCCAAUGUUCCGGCAGCCGUAGGUGGCGAGGAGAUCGUGCUGACCGAGAGAAACAUUUCCCUUCUUCAAGAAGAAGUUGCAUCAGAGAGCGGGUUCAGCGAGGAUGGGUACCACGGCCUGUCUGGCGAGGACAGUGAAGGGGAGAUACUAGAGGAGCUGCCAGUGACAUGCAGGGAGUGGACGUGGCCUGUGCAGUUCAGGGUGACGGUGUGCGACGGACGGAAUGGCAGGCUGAGUUGGGAGAAUGGCCGCGUGCAUGCCUACGCCCUGACCAGUGAGGACGCGCCCAGCCACCUCCACUUGCAGCUACCGUUUUUGAGGUCCCUGAGACUCGACACUCAGCCUGAGGUAUUUCUGGACGUGGGUACGGAUGAGCGUCUCUUGGGCCGCGUGUACAUCAAGCUGUGGAGGCACCUGCGCCGCGCCCACCUCUUCCUUAGCCUUUGCAUGGGCACUUACGGACCUUCUUACCGCGGCAGCAAUUUCCACGGGGUCGCCAAGAAGGGCAGCAUGGGUGAGACACUGGCCGGGGGCAGGUACCUCACAGAUAACGGAGGCGUCAGCGUGCAGAGCCUGAUGGAGGGGCUGGAGUGGGAGGGCCAGUACAUGCGUGAAAAGAUGGCCGGGCUGGUUGUAGCCGCCAGGGCGGGCACUCCGGAACAGGACGCCUUGUUUCACAUCUGUACGCGAGAUGAUCCUGGUCGCAAGUUCGCUUGUGCCUUCGGGGAGGUGAGCUCGGGCAUGGAAGCGGUGCACGCCGCUGUGGCUCUCCUUCCAUCGCGCAGCGUCAAGAUCAUCGACUGUGGCCUCGUUCUGCCUCGCCUGUCACGUGCGAGGGGCGGCAGUGACAGUCAGCCUUGAGUACACUGUAUAUUGAACCAAUGGAAAAUUAACAGAACAUCCCACUGUACAUGCUGCGGAAACCUGAGUGUACCAUGCACAUUGCACAUAUCUGCCUUUUUUUUUCAGCCCUUUUGUUGCCUGAGACCAGUGUCCUUUUACUACAUGAAGUUAAGAGUACAAUAUGAUAUUGAAUUAUUUAUAGGUAUACUUUGUGUUAAGAAAUGGGACAUCUUGUUUGCCUGUAGCAUCAGUGUAUGAAACACAGUAUUCAUUAAUACGUUAGUAGUUAAAAAGUCUACCUUACCUACAUAUGCUUGUUAACAAUUUUAACACAUUAUACUAUAACUAAUCACCUACUAACUGCAUGCUGUUUUUCUUGGUGUUAACCACGGAGUACACGUAAUGAUAAUUGUAAGUAACAGACAAAAGGUUGACACGUUGGUGCUUGCAAGUGUGCCAGCGUUCAAGGUAUGAUGACGUACCUGUGAACGUCACAAAGGGAAGAAAAAGGCUAGUGAAAAAGUGAAAGCAAAGGUCAGACACAGACAUGUGAAGUAUGAAGUUUGAAGAGCGCUAUGUCAGACCAUGGUGAGUGGAGGCUUGUCUGUGGACUGAUUGACAACUGUGAUAAUGAUCAUUCUCUUGUGUAGACUCAACUCCCAAUGACAGACGAGAAUAUAAGAACUAUAACUAUCUUUAACAGAUGAGGAGUGUGAGAGAGCAGUGACUGCCAAUCAAAUAACAAUUCAUAGAGAGUUUUCAGAAUGUUGUAGACUGCAUGGAUGAAAUGGAGUACAAAGGCUAAUGAAGCAGAAGUCGUUUAUAAUUAUGAAAUAUAAAAAAGUAUUUGUCCUCAUAA
Messenger RNA from Portunus trituberculatus (swimming crab), 2731 nucleotides. RefSeq lists its product as uncharacterized. NCBI's taxonomy places the organism in Eukaryota, Metazoa, Arthropoda, Malacostraca, Decapoda, Portunidae. The coding region runs from base 202 to 1890 and encodes 562 amino acids. The record is from RefSeq and is a predicted model, not a curated record. The transcript has 4 exons. Gene Ontology annotation, molecular function: peptidyl-prolyl cis-trans isomerase activity; zinc ion binding. Gene Ontology annotation, biological process: protein peptidyl-prolyl isomerization.